UCAGUUAAACAAUAAACAGCUAACCGAGAGGUUGACUAAGCACGAAUUUACAAAUAAAUAAACAGAUAUCAUUAAAUAUACAUAUAUAUAAUUGGAUUAAGAUGGAAAAACAGGAGCCGCCACCGUACACUGAGCAGCCGCUGCCGCAGCCGCAACCGCAGCCGCAGCCACAGCUGGACUCAAUGCCUCCUCCGACGGCGCAAGCACAAAUCCGUUUUGUGCCUGCCCAGACCUAUCAGCCAUAUCCGACUGGGCCCACACAGCCACCGAUGUAUCCACCCAUGCAACAGCCGCCAGGAUCUUCAACGGUUGUCAUACACACUACGAUACCGCCACGCGUGCCCGUGGGCCGAGAUCCGACUUUUGUGCACUGCCCCUCAUGCCAAAAUGACGUUGUGACCCGAAUAGAGACUGCGCCCACGAGUCGUACACAUUUGUGGGCAAUGAUGCUAUGUCUAGUUGGCUGCUGGCCCUGCGUCUGUGUGCCCUAUUGCAUGGACUCAUGCAAGAAGACCAAUCACUAUUGUCCUGUCUGCAAUGGCUACAUAGGCAGCCGAUCCGACUAGUGGACCUGACCUAAGCGGGUCAUACAAAUAAAUUAUUUAUAACUUAACUGGCUUUGCUGAUAAGUAAUAAAACGCUGACACUAACUAAC
This is a messenger RNA of Drosophila hydei, 655 nucleotides long. Its product is annotated as lipopolysaccharide-induced tumor necrosis factor-alpha factor homolog. Bases 102 to 566 code for a protein of 154 amino acids. The transcript has 2 exons. The record is from RefSeq and is a predicted model, not a curated record. Gene Ontology annotation, molecular function: zinc ion binding. Lineage: Eukaryota; Metazoa; Arthropoda; Insecta; Diptera; Drosophilidae.